CGCAUGGCGCAGAACCUGCGCCACGCCGUCACCUUCGUGGAGCAGGGCCACGUCCGCGUGGGGCCCGAGGUGGUGACCGACCCCGCCGUCCUCAUCCCCCGCGCCGUGGAGGACUUCAUCACCUGGGUGGACGCCUCUCGCCUCCGGCAGAAGGUGCUUGACUACAACCAGGAGCGCGACGACUUCGACCUGGCCGCUUAG
Nestor notabilis (Kea) is the source of this 201-nucleotide messenger RNA. It is a transcript of the gene IMP3, whose product is annotated as IMP3, U3 small nucleolar ribonucleoprotein. Lineage: Eukaryota; Metazoa; Chordata; Aves; Psittaciformes; Psittacidae. The annotation marks the transcript as partial. The transcript has a single exon. The record is from RefSeq and is a predicted model, not a curated record. Gene Ontology annotation, molecular function: RNA binding.